UCUACAGGGACGUCAUGCAGGAGAACUACGAGACGGUGACCUCGCUGGGAUUCCCUCUUCCCAAACCUGAUCUAAUCAGCCGUCUGGAACGAGGGGAAGAGCCGUGGGUGCCCGAUCUACAGCCCUGCGAGGAAAGAGAGAUCUCAAGAGGUGCCCACACAGGUAACGAGCCAGUGAGUGAGAAAAAGGAGAGGAAUCAACAGCAGGAAGUUCCUGGGCACGGAGAACCACAGGAGACCUUUGUGGGAAGAGCUGCAGGGAAUUUUUCCCAGUGGUUGGAACAGGGAGAAGCCUGGGGAAAUUGGCAGAGGUCAGAGAGGCUGCUGAGAAACUACUCAAGGGAGCAAAUGGAUGAAUUUAUUAUCUGUGGGGAAGGAUACAGGGAUCCCACAGCCCAGCAGACAACCCCUAGGGAAGACAAACACCAUGAAUGCCUUGGUUAUGGAAACGAAUUCGUUCUGGGACCACAGUUUGUUUCACCUCAGACAAUUCAUACUGGAGAGAAAUCACUUCAGUGCUUGGACCAUGGGAGAAGCCACACGGGACAGAAACCCUAUCAGUGCCUUAAGGGCAGGAACUCUUUGAAUUGGAAGUCAGCACUGACUACACAUCAGAUAAGUCACACAGGAGAGAAACCCCAUAAGUGCUUGGACUGUGGGAAAAGUUUCAUACAUAGGUCAGACCUUGCUAAUCAUCAGGCAAUCCACACAGAAGAGAGAUCCCAUAAGUGCUUAGACUGUGGGAAAAGUUUCAUACAGAGGUCAGACCUUUUAAAACAUCAGGCAAUCCACACAGGAGAGAGACCCCAUAAGUGCUUAGACUGUGGAAAAAAUUUUAUAUGGAAGUCAGCUCUUGUUAAACAUCAAGCAGUCCACACAGGAGAGAGAUCCCAUAAGUGUUUAGACUGUGGGAAAAGUUUCAAACACAGGUCAAAUCUUAUAACACAUCAGAAGAUCCACACAGGAGAGAGACCCCACAAGUGCUUGGACUGUGGGACAAGUUUCAUACAGAGGUCAGACCUUGUUAAACAUCAGGUAAUCCACACAGGAAAGAGACCCCACAAGUGUUUAGACUGUGGGAAGAGUUUCAUAAGGAGAUCAACCCUUCUUAAUCAUCAGGCAAUCCACACAGGAGAGAGACCCCAUAAGUGCUUAGACUGUGGGAAAAGUUUCAUACGGCAGUCAGCCCUUGUUAGACAUAAAAUAGUCCACACAGGAGAGAGACCCCAUCAGUGCUCAGACUGUGGGAAAAGAUUCAUGCAGAGUUCAACCCUUGUUAAACAUCAGGCAAUCCAUACAAGGGGAAGACCAUAAGUGCUUGGACUCUGGGAAAGUUUCAGAAUCAGAUCGGCCCUUCUAAACAUCAGGCAAAACACAUGUAGUGUUUAGACUAUGGAAAAACAUUUCAAAUAGAUGUCAGCCCUUCUUUUACAUCAGAGAAUCCACGCAGGGAGACACCCUGUAACUGCUUAGCCUUUGGAAAGAGUUUUAUACACAAUCAAACAUUGUUAAACAUCCAGCAAUCCACAUUGGAGAGAGACCCCAUAAGUGCUUAGACUGUGGGAAACAUUUCAGAAACUGAUCAGUCCUUGUUUUACAUCAAAGAAUCCACACAAGAGCAAGACUCCAUAAAUACUGGACUGUGACAAAAGUUUCAGACAGUGAUCAGACGUCAUUAAACGUUGGAGAAUUCACACACUAUCUAAACUUCUGAGACACCUGGCCAGAAAGAGUUAAGAACCUUGCAGGCUAUUUGGCCUAGAUUCAACAUUUAAAGACAUGUUAGAAAAAUUUGUAAAUGAUGUUUGGGGCCAUUGCAAGUUAUAUAGACUAGAACUUUGAAUGUGAACUUGUAUUGUUAAAAUCUUGGAAGAAGAUUGUAGUGUGGUUGAUUAAUUGCAAUUAACUCAAAAAAAUAAUGAUGUGUAUUUAAACUCAGAAAUAAAGCAAUUAAAAACUUUAGAGCCUAGAAGUCCACUCAGUGCUAUUUCUUUUUCUGCUAAUCACGAAGACAAGUAAGUUUGUUUACAUUUACGGGAGAUAAUGCUGCCUGUUUCUAAUUUAUGAUGUCACCUGAAAGUCUGGCACGUUUAGCUGGCAGUGCAGAUAUUUAUGUGGAAGAUAUACUAAACAUGCCUAUGUACCUUCAUGCUUCGGCAUUCCAGUGGAC
Molecule: messenger RNA, 2169 nt
Organism: Mauremys reevesii (Reeves's turtle)
Lineage: Eukaryota; Metazoa; Chordata; Testudines; Geoemydidae
Product: zinc finger protein 383-like
Exons: 3
Coding region: 15-1313 (432 amino acids)
Biological process (GO): regulation of transcription by RNA polymerase II
Molecular function (GO): RNA polymerase II cis-regulatory region sequence-specific DNA binding; DNA-binding transcription factor activity
Source: RefSeq, a predicted model, not a curated record